Messenger RNA from Protopolystoma xenopodis, 351 nucleotides. The record is from the annotation of a GenBank genome assembly. Lineage: Eukaryota; Metazoa; Platyhelminthes; Monogenea; Polystomatidea; Polystomatidae.
AUGGCUUUGCCUCCUAUAGUCACUCAACGCUUGCAACCUCAAACGUCUGUGCCGGAAGGUGGAGAAGUCUGCCUGGACUGCCAAUUUGGUGGAGUUCCAGAACCGAUUGUCUCUUGGUUUAAGGACGGUGUCAAGAUUCACUCAAAUCCAGACUUUCAGUAUGCAAUGCUAGAUCGGUUACAUUUCCUAAAUCAGGGUGAGCAGGAAGAAGUUACAAGAAUGGGUUCCAGAUCGGAUUACGCCUUCCUAGCCCAGCGUUUUUUCUACCGGACCCCAAAGAGAUUGUCUCGAGGGUAUCGUCAAAAGCAUUGUGCCUCCAUAAUCAACCUACAGCAGACCAAGAUGAAUUAA